Molecule: messenger RNA, 3014 nt
Organism: Frieseomelitta varia
Lineage: Eukaryota; Metazoa; Arthropoda; Insecta; Hymenoptera; Apidae
Gene: Traf4
Product: TNF receptor-associated factor 4
Exons: 9
Coding region: 772-2010 (412 amino acids)
Biological process (GO): regulation of canonical NF-kappaB signal transduction; tumor necrosis factor-mediated signaling pathway; positive regulation of JNK cascade
Cellular component (GO): plasma membrane signaling receptor complex
Molecular function (GO): zinc ion binding; protein binding
Source: RefSeq, a predicted model, not a curated record
GAUGUUACGCUGUCGUUCACCACGGCUGAACUAUCGAGCUUUUCCUCUCCUGAUAACAGUCACGCCUCGAACCGGCGAACCUGCGGUCGACCAUUAGUGUCCUCCGCGACCACAACUGGUUUCACUUCCCUGCAGAAGAAAGAAUAAUCUGUGGAAUGUUUCAAUAAGGAUGGUAUAGAAAUUGCUGGUUUGAAGGAGGCUGAACGAUUUUCUGUUUUACGAGCAUAGGACUCGGCUCGAUAUUCGCGAGUUCUUGCCACAGUGAAGAAUUGUUUAGUGUAAUAACGCGUUUCUCCAAGCUUGAAAGGUGAAUCCUUAUUGUAAAGUGACUGUUGAAUUACUGGCAGAGCUGAUUUGUUUCGCCGGUUUUAGUGCUCUAGAAUGUCAUCUGGAUUUCAUAGUCGUGGACGAAAACCUUGAGCUUCCCCGCGAGGGUGUCCCCCCAGAGGCCUGCCAAGGAGUCGAAGGGGUUUCAUGUGAGCCCCAGUGCUAGCCCCACGUCGCCACCCAGCCCGAUCAACGACAACAUGGACAAGGCGCCGAUUAUUACCGACGAGUGAAUUAUACUAAAGGAAGAGUGCAACUAUCGGGACCUCUCCGUUUGAAAUUGAAAUGGCCUCGUUAAAAUUCUAGUUGUGCUUAUUCAUGGGUCGUGAACUCGUGGAGUUCUUAAAUCCCACGUUACAACUCGACGUCUGUUCAGAAAGCUAUGGAAACAAAGAGACGAAUGUUCUAUUUUUCUAGCGCCAAGAAAAGUAUCUAGCAGGAGAAAUGAAACUUUUCUCUUUUCUCGCUUCAGCGAAGAAACCAAAUUUCCAGGACCUGGAAGCAGAGAAGGCAAUAAUGGGCUCCAUUGUAUAUUGCAUACAUCAUAAGGAUGGCUGCAAGUGGUCUGACGAACUUCGAAAGUUAAAGGCUCACCUGAAUACCUGCAAGCACGACGCGGUCCCCUGCAGCAAUAAAUGCGGCGCGAUGAUCCCCCGUGUGCUGAUGGAGGACCAUUUAAAGUACACUUGCGCCCAGCGGCGAGCACGCUGCGACUUCUGUGCCAAAGAAUUCACCGGUCACACGCUCGAGAAGCACACAGGGACGUGUGGUUAUGAACCACUCUACUGCGAGAAUAAGUGUGGCAUGAAAGUACAGCGAAGGCACCUCAGUCAACACAAGUUAGGUGAAUGCGCGAAAAGACUGGUAGCCUGUCGUUACUGCAACAAAGAGUUCGUUUUUGACACGCUCGGUGCUCAUCACGCCAAGUGCGGCCGCUUCCCAGUUGCCUGUCCACACCGUUGUGAAACUGCCGUCCUACCAAGAGAAGAUCUCGAAGUCCACUUGAAAGAUCAUUGCACUACACACCUCUUAUCCUGUACUUUCAAGGAUGCCGGCUGUCGUUUUAAGGGAAAUCGAUUUUCGUUGGAUAAGCAUUUGGAAGAAUCAACAAAAAUGCAUUUAAGUUUGAUGUGCAGUGUAGUAACAAAACAGCAGCACCAGAUAACCAGUCUGAAAUCCGCUAUUAGCAAACUAUCAUUAAAUUACACAGGCACACUAAUAUGGAAGAUUACAGAUUACAGCGCCAAAAUGUCUGAGGCAAAAGCCAAAGAGGGAAUGGAACUCGUUAGCCCUCCUUUUUACACUAGUCAAUAUGGUUACAAGUUACAGGCAUCACUUUUCUUAAAUGGAAAUGGUACUGGCGAAGGAAGUCAUAUCUCAAUAUACAUAAAAAUUCUUCCUGGAGAAUACGAUGCUCUGUUGCGAUGGCCAUUUUCCCACAGCGUGUCCUUUACUAUAUUUGACCAGACUGUUGUCGCAGAGAAGGCGUGCAAUAUCGUGGAAAGUUUUAUACCAGAUCCAACAUGGAAAAACUUCCAGAGGCCCAGCCGCGAGCCUGAUUCUCUCGGUUUUGGUUUCCCCCGAUUUCUUUCUCAUGAAAUGGUGAAAAAACGGCAUUUUGUUAAAGAUAAUACUAUGUUCAUCCGGGUAAAGGUCGAUCCCAGCAAAAUAGUUGCUGUCUGAGAGCGAUAAUAACGUCGAAUCGUAUUUUUAAAUGCAUUGUAUCAUACUAACUCAAUCACUAUCGUUCCGCGUAACACUUUCGAUAUUGUUACACCACACUCCAAACAAACAAACAUACACACAUACACGUACACAUUCACAUUUCUUACUUUUACACGUAUCGUCAAACCAGUAAACGAUUAAUGGUACUUGAUAUUUAUUAAUUGUAUACUUUGUGUGAUAGGCCGAAGUACUUGACGUCAUAUAAAACACGUCGUUGCACUAAAAGUAUACUAAACGAAAGUAACUCAAAAUAAGAAAUAAUUUCCCCUAUUGUUCUACAUAACAUUUAGGGGAUCUGAAUUCGGAAAACUAUAUACUGAUUAUGAUCGAAAUUGUUUCUUUAUUACAUUGAUAAUAUUUAUGUUGAUUAUCUUUAUAUAUAACAUUGAAGAUUAGGAUACUUUAAUAUGAACAGGCGAUCCUCUAAUUAUUUAAAGGAAUAUAUUUCUCAGUUAAAUGGGAACAAGAUGAAUAAUUGUGUAUAUCAACCAUCGGAAUUUUUUAAUUUCUCAUUUAUAGCAUCAAACUCGUUUAUUUUACUACUGUUCCCAAUUAUUUUCAUCUUUUAUUUUGUAACAUACAUUUCCAUGUGUUCUACACUAGACAAUUUGAUUUGCAAACUUAAUAUAGGAUUGAAAUUCUGACUGAUAUUUGAACAGAUCAACUUCUUCAACUUAACUGUUUUAUAAGUUUUGUAAGUUUAUUAUAACGAAAUCUACCUUAAAAAUUCAAAUCAAAGAUUAUUAAAGGACUGUGUAUUAUAAGCUUAAGGUAUGUAAAUAUUGUGAAAAAAAAGAAAUAUAGCGAUAAACGAGUUGCAAGUUCAUUAGUCAAAGCAACAAAUUUACCGAUGUAAAUAUAAGUUUACUACAUGUUAGUAAUAACGAGAAAUUGUGAUUGAGAUGCUAGUGACUGUAUGUAAUGAACCUAAAAAUAAGAAAUAAUAAAAUUAUUAUAUCGCA